Molecule: messenger RNA, 1137 nt
Organism: Bipolaris sorokiniana ND90Pr
Lineage: Eukaryota; Fungi; Ascomycota; Dothideomycetes; Pleosporales; Pleosporaceae
Exons: 4
Coding region: 1-1137 (378 amino acids)
Cellular component (GO): cytoplasm; nucleus; ribonucleoprotein complex
Molecular function (GO): mRNA binding
Source: RefSeq, a predicted model, not a curated record
AUGUCCGCACCUGUCGACAGUGUCACCGCCCAGAUGGCCACCACCUCCCUCACCACCGACAACACCGCUCCCGCACCCACUACCACUACCACGGAGAGCACCGGCGCCCAGCAGCCCACCGCAGCCGAGGACGAGGCUGUGCGUGCGAGCGCCGCCGAGGGCAGGCGACUUUACAUUGGAAACCUCGCGUAUGCGACCACCGAGGGGGAGUUGAAGGACUUCUUCAAGGACUACUUAGUCGAGUCCACGACCAUCCCCACCAACCCGCGCACCUCGCGCCCCGUCGGCUACGCCUUUGUUGCUCUCUCUACCCCCUCCGAGGCUGAGCGUGCUAUUGCUGAGCUCAACGGCAAGGCCAUCCUCGACCGCAAGGUCUCCAUCCAGCUUGCUCGCACCCCCGAGGCCCACGCUGAGGGAGCUGGCAGCGGAGCCGAAGGCAACACUGGCGAGGCUCGCCGCCGCACCUCCACCCGCGGACGUGGCCGCGGUCGUGGCCGUGGUGGCCGUGCUGGACGUGGAGGACGUGCUAAGACCGACGCUGAGGGCGCCGAGCCAGCCGAGCUCUCCACUGAGGCCCCUGCCGAAUCUACUCCUACAAAUGUACCUGGCCAAGUUGCUCCCCUCACCGAGACUACGAACGAAGCGCUUACAGCAAAGAAGGGCGCCGACAAGGCCGCUGCUCCCCGCGAGCGCAAGCAGCGUGGUCCUCCCGAGGAUGGCGUUCCCUCCAAGACCAAGGUCAUGGUUGCCAACCUGCCUUAUGACCUGAAGGAGGAUAGGCUUCUCGAGAUUUUCAAGGACUACUCACCUACCCAGGCCAAGAUCGCUCUCCGCCCCAUCCCCCGCUUCAUGGUCAAGAAGCUCCAGGCUCGCGGUGAGCCCCGCAAAGGCCGUGGGUUCGGUUUCGUUACCCUCGGCUCCGAGGAGCUCCAACAAAAGGCGUGUGCCGAGAUGAAUGGCAAGGAGAUUGAGGGCCGUGAGAUCGCCGUUAAGGUCGCGAUUGACUCACCCGGCAAGGAGGACGACGCACCAGACGCGCCCGCUGAGGGCGAGGCCCCUACCACCGAGGCCACUACCACCAACGCAACUCCUGAGAAGGUCGUCGAGAACCCCCCCGCUACCACCACCGCAGCUUAG